Molecule: messenger RNA, 3522 nt
Organism: Chanos chanos (milkfish)
Lineage: Eukaryota; Metazoa; Chordata; Actinopteri; Gonorynchiformes; Chanidae
Gene: kcnh7b
Product: potassium voltage-gated channel subfamily H member 7
Exons: 16
Coding region: 1-3522 (1173 amino acids)
Biological process (GO): regulation of membrane potential; potassium ion transmembrane transport
Cellular component (GO): plasma membrane
Molecular function (GO): inward rectifier potassium channel activity
Source: RefSeq, a predicted model, not a curated record
AUGCCUGUUAGAAGAGGUCAUGUUGCGCCACAAAACACGUUUCUUGGAAUAAUAAUACGGAAAUUCGAGGGACAGAAUAAGAAAUUCAUUAUAGCCAAUGCCAGGGUGCAGAACUGUGCUAUCAUCUACUGCAACGAUGGCUUUUGUGAGAUGACAGGGUUCUCACGGCCGGACGUCAUGCAGAAGCCAUGUACCUGUGACUUCCUCCAUGGAGAACACACCAAGAGACAUGCCAUCUCACAAGUGGCCCAGGCUCUCCUGGGCUCUGAGGAACGGAAGGUAGAAAUCACCUACUACCGCAAGGAUGGGUCCGACUUCUUGUGCAACACUCACAUAAUCCCGGUGAAGAACGAGGAAGGUGUUGUCAUGAUGUUUAUCCUGAACUUUGAUUACGUUGUGAAUGAGACUAGCAGUGAUUCACUGGACAGACUCAGCCUCACGCCGCCUGCCAAGCCUGACCACGGAAAGGGGAAAUUCUUUCGGUUUCGCCUGCCUGCUCUAAGUCUCCUGGGCUCCAGCAAACAAUCUCUCCCUCAAGAAGACCCAGACACGGUGAUGGUUGACUCACCCAAAACCAGCGACGACUCAGUGGCCUUGAGGGACUUCCCGUCACCUACCAAGGACAGCUGCAGCCCUAUAGAAGCCAACGACACCAGGGCCCUGAUCUUAUCGAGCCGGCGCUGUUCUACGGUCAGCUUGUCCGGACCCCAGGACCACUCGUCUCCCAAGCAGCUUCCGUGGGAGAGACUGAGCCAGAACCAGGCCCAGUCCACCACCUGUCUGACCCAGUCCCUGUCCCGGGACAGCAUCAGCGGCUGCAGCCGGAGGCGAGCGUCCUCGGUCCACGACAUCGAAGGCCUCAGCACCAAAUUUAAACGAACCUACAGGGACAGGCAUACAAGUGAAGACCAUGGCCGCAGCUUGAAAGGUCCAUUCAACCAUAUUAAAUCCAGUCUUCUGGGCUCCACGUCUGAUUCCAACCUCAACAAAUACAGCACCAUAAACAAAAUUCCCCUCAUCACGCUCAACUUCUCUGAGACCAACGACAAGAAAGCCCCCUCACCCCCCUCCUCAGAGAAAACCAUCAUUGCACCAAAAGUCAAAGACAGGACACAUAAUGUCACAGAAAAAGUAACACAGGUGUUGUCUUUGGGCGCAGACGUGCUUCCGGAGUAUAAGCUCCAGACGGCGCGUAUCGACAAGUUCACCAUCCUUCACUACAGCCCGUUUAAAGCCGUGUGGGACUGGCUGAUACUGCUACUGGUGAUCUACACGGCCAUCUUCACCCCAUACUCCGCCGCCUUCCUGCUCAAUGACCGCGAGGAGCAGAAGAGGCGGGAGUGCGGUUACUCCUGCAGCCCCCUCAACGUGGUGGACCUCAUGGUGGACAUCAUGUUCAUCAUAGACAUCCUCAUUAAUUUCCGCACCACCUACGUCAACCAGAACGAAGAGGUGGUCAGCCACCCGGCGAAGAUCGCCAUCCACUACUUCAAGGGCUGGUUUCUCAUCGACAUGGUUGCGGCCAUUCCAUUUGACCUGCUCAUAUUUGGUUCGGGUUCAGACGAAACAACCACUCUGAUUGGCCUGUUGAAGACGGCCAGGCUGCUACGAUUGGUCCGCGUCGCCAGAAAGCUGGACCGCUACUCUGAAUACGGAGCUGCCGUUCUCAUGCUCCUGAUGUGUAUUUUUGCACUCAUCGCCCAUUGGUUGGCCUGUAUCUGGUACGCUAUUGGAAACGUGGAACAGCCUUACCUCAAGAAUAAGAUUGGCUGGCUGGAUAAUCUUGGGGCGUCCAUAGGGAAGAGGUAUAACUACAGCGACCCAACCUCAGGACCAUCCAUCAAGGACAAAUACGUGACGGCACUGUACUUCACCUUCAGCAGUUUGACCAGUGUGGGCUUUGGAAACGUCUCCCCCAACACCAACUCUGAAAAGAUCUUCUCCAUCUGUGUAAUGCUGAUUGGAUCUCUGAUGUAUGCCAGCAUCUUUGGCAACGUCUCUGCCAUUAUUCAGCGGCUGUACUCUGGGACAGCGCGUUACCACAUGCAGAUGCUCCGAGUCAAAGAAUUCAUCCGCUUCCAUCAAAUUCCCAACCCGCUGCGCCAGAGGCUGGAGGAGUACUUCCAACACUCCUGGACCUACACUAAUGGAAUCGACAUGAACAUGGUCUUAAAAGGAUUUCCAGAGUGUCUGCAAGCGGAUAUUUGCCUCCAUUUGAACCAGAACCUCCUGCAGGGCUGUAAGGCAUUUCGCGGUGCUACUAAAGGUUGCCUCCGGGCCUUGGCCAUGCGUUUUAAGACCACCCAUUGCCCGCCAGGCGACACGCUGGUGCACUCAGGAGACGUGCUCACCGCUCUCUACUUCCUGUCCCGGGGAUCCAUCGAGAUCCUGAAAGAUGACGUUGUCGUGGCGAUUCUUGGGAAGAACGACAUCUUCGGUGAAAUGAUCCAUUUAUACGCCAAGCCCGGAAAAUCUAACGCUGACGUUCGAGCCCUGUGCUACUGCGACCUGCACACCAUCCAGAGAGAGGAUCUUUUAGAGGUCUUAGACAUGUACCCAGAGUUUGCUGAUCACUUCCUUUCAAAUCUGGAGCUAACUUUUAACCUCAGAGACGAGAAUCGGCCCAGUUAUUCCCAAGCCAGUGAUUCAGAUGGGGAAGAAACUAAAAGUAGAAGAAGGAUUUCCUUCAAACGGAAACCAUCCAAGGGGGAUAACAACAAGGAGAUGGAAAAUGAACCGAAGAAAGAGCACAGGUCGCAGCCCGGCUCCAAGAGAGGCUCUCAGGACAGGAGAGCAUCCGCUGAAGAAGAACAGAGACUGCAGAACUCGAGGAACCUGAGUUACACCCAAAUUUCCAACCCUAGUCCUACCACCCUCACUCCUUACUAUGAUAUGCCCACAGAUGGAUGGGUGUGUUCAAGGCCAAGGGAUGAAGCUGAUGAGUCAGUGGUAUUACAAGACACGAGAGCGGAGGAAGAUUCUCAGAGUGAGAUCACCUACGGAGAGGUGGAGCAACGCCUGGACGUACUACAAGAACACCUGAACAGGUUAGAGUCGCAGAUGACGACAGACAUCCAGGCUAUUCUACAGCUGCUCCAGAGACACUCACCUGUCGGUCCUCCUGCCUACAGCGCGGUCACAAGCAGCCCAGAGUACAAACGACCUGCUGUGCGUGUGCAGCCCGUGGCUGCCGUCAGCACCUGCCAGAGCCUCACCCCGGUCACACAGAAUGCUGAAUUGUUCAACGUUCCAAGGACCCAGCCGAAAUCCAAAGAAUCGUUGCGAGCUGUAACGCUCUUGGACUCUAUCUCAGAGCAGAGUUUUUCAGCCACGCCUCCACAGGACCCACGCUUGGACCACAGUCCCUUUCCCAAACAGACUGUUGUUCUCAGACCCCAACAGCCCCAGUCCCUCCCCCCACUGCGUUCCUCCACACCUCCAGAGUCCACCCCCAGCGGUGUAGCGGAGGAACACGUUGGACUGCGCAGGCCCCUGUCUGAUCCAGGACCUCCACAGUUAUAG